GGUCAGCGGCGGGUGGGCUCGGUGAGCGGCACCGUGUGCUCGCCGAGGGGGGCCGUCCCCGGCCUCGGCCUCCCGCCUGCUGCCCCGUGUUGUCGGAGCUCCUCUCUCGGGAGCAUUCUGGACUCGGGUGAGGGGCACGUGGAGCGUCCGUCCCCCUGAAGAUGAGGGAAAGGGGUCCCUGCGAUCGUACCUCUGUAUGUGGGGCCCGCGCUGGGGAUGCCCCGGUAACCCCGAGUCGUCUGUGCCGCGCGCGUCGCGGCUUCCGAGCCUACUUACACGGUCCCUCCCUGGGCAGAAGACAGAGCUCAUCUUUCCUGGCUUUCCAGGCUCACGCAGUUCGAGCUGGUUGGCCCUCCAGCCCCCUCGGUUUACAGACCCAGAGAAAGGAAAUGACCUUCCUAAGCCCGCACGGCUGGUGGAUUUGGGGGGUUUCCUGGCGCAGACAGGGCUCCUUCCGUCAUUUCGCGCCGCACAUCCAUCCCCGUUCUGUCCGGGAGGCUGCUCGGAGUCCGGCCGAGAUGGGUCUUACGGUUCUCCCAAGCCUGCGGGCCCCGUUAUCAGGUUCACUCUCUUCCCCAGGGCAUGCUACCAACCGCCCCAGGUUGGUGUGUGGGAUUCAGCACAGCAUGAGUCGUCUGUCCUUGCCUCCGUGAGCCACUCUUCCCCACUGCUGCCCCACCGGCCACCGUCCUCAUGUCUACCUUACUGCUCAAUCUGGAUUUUGGCGAACCUCCCCCCAAAAAGGCAGUAGAGGGGAAUGCCAAGCACCAAAAAUUUGUUAAGAAGCGGCGGCUCUUGGAACGGAGAGGCUUUCUCAACAAAAAGAACCAGCGCCCCGGCAAGGUGCCUAAGCCGCACGCAGAACCUCCAAGGAAAGGGGAAGGCCCUCGGGUGGAUGGCACUUGGAAGGUCCCUCCUCUUGCAAAAAAGAAAAAGACCGCCGCCUCCAGCAGUGGGUCAGAGCAGUUCCUGGACAAGAAAACUGUGCCUUGGCUGACCCCUGCCCCUUCGCAGAAGGCUGGUUCUCUUGUGGCUGCCGUCGAUUUGCUGGGGGAGUUCCAGAGUGCCCUUCCGAAGAUCAAGAGCCACCCAGCUCGCCCCCGGAAGAAGGGCCCCCAGAAGAAUGCCGCCCAGAACUCCACCCAGGCGCAUCCAGAGAGUACAUGCUCUGGAGCAUCCCAGAAGGUGCCAACGAAGAUGGUGGCGAUUGACUGCGAAAUGGUGGGCACAGGACCCAAGGGACAUGUCAGUUCCUUGGCUCGCUGUAGCAUCGUCAACUACAGCGGAGACGUGCUCUACGACGAGUACGUCCUUCCGCCCUGCCACAUCGUGGACUACCGCACCCGGUGGAGUGGCAUCCGGAGGCAGCACAUGGUGAAUGCUACACCCUUCAAGGUUGCUCGGAGCCAGAUCCUGAAGAUCCUCACAGGGAAGAUCGUGGUGGGGCACGCCGUCCACAACGACUUCAAGGCCCUGCAGUACGUCCACCCCAAGGCCCUCACCCGCGACACCUCCCACAUCCCCCCCCUCAACCGCAAGGCCGACUGCCCGGAGAACGCCACCAUGUCUCUGAAGCAUCUCACCAAGAAGCUGCUGAACCGGGACAUCCAGGUCGGGAAGAGUGGACAUUCCUCUGUAGAGGACGCCCAGGCCACCAUGGAGCUGUACAAGUUGGUUGAAGUCGAGUGGGAAGAGCACCUGGCCCAGAACCCCCCAAAAGACUAGCAGCAGCAGGGGUACCGGUGAUGGGCAGGAGUGGCCGUGGGCCGUGGGCGGCGGGCGGCCCCACCCGCUCUGCACCUUCGUGGCUAGCCUUGCUGGGACAGAGGCACCACCCACGCUAAUACCCACUGAAACGUCACCUCAGGUGCUGUGUCCCGUGGAAGGAGGGAGUGUCCCUGUCCACACCGGCCCUGUACUGUUUACCUCUGAAAUGGUGCUAGCCACAGGGCAUGCUGGGAAACGUAGUCCCCCGGCGGCCUGACCACUAGGGUGGCUCCAUGUCCCCUACGCCCUUUGUUCUUGAGUGAUUAACAGCACCCCCUCUCACGCUCGCAGGACCCUGUUGGGCUGAUAAGCCGUAUGAUCAUUCUACGUACCUCAGAGGCUCAUCCAGCCUGGGUCACGGCACCCCGUUCUUCCCCCCCCCCCCGACUCCCAGGGGAACCGCCCCGCUGAGGUUUAGCUCUUGGGGUUAGAGUGUGCGAAGUCAGCUUUUCUGAUUGAGGAAAGCAAUCUCCUAAAGCAAUCGAGGAUUUAUUUAACUUAGAUCCCACUUGGUAGGUUAAAAAAGAAGUUAAAGUGUUUUAAUGGUUUUUAGUCUACUUUGCUAAAGCAAGCCUCUAAAAAUUCAGAUGACUCUCUUGAAAAUGUUUUAUAA
Rhinolophus ferrumequinum (greater horseshoe bat) is the source of this 2380-nucleotide messenger RNA. RefSeq names its product interferon stimulated exonuclease gene 20 like 2 (gene ISG20L2). Gene Ontology annotation, molecular function: 3'-5'-RNA exonuclease activity; nucleic acid binding. The coding region runs from base 694 to 1725 and encodes 343 amino acids. Gene Ontology annotation, biological process: intrinsic apoptotic signaling pathway in response to DNA damage by p53 class mediator. Gene Ontology annotation, cellular component: nucleus. The transcript has 3 exons. NCBI's taxonomy places the organism in Eukaryota, Metazoa, Chordata, Mammalia, Chiroptera, Rhinolophidae. The record is from RefSeq and is a predicted model, not a curated record.